Molecule: messenger RNA, 4249 nt
Organism: Bombina bombina (fire-bellied toad)
Lineage: Eukaryota; Metazoa; Chordata; Amphibia; Anura; Bombinatoridae
Exons: 6
Coding region: 172-1464 (430 amino acids)
Source: RefSeq, a predicted model, not a curated record
AGCACACCUGAACCUCCUAGCUUGUAGUUUACAAUCAGUAGAAUGAGGAAGAUGCAGUGACAAUUUAAUCAAGGUGCACUGUAGCUGCCCUUGCAUUAAGGAAAGCCUUAGUCUGCUCCAAAGUAAACCCCAUCAGAAAGCUACCGGUUUUAUAAUCUUGAAUGUGAAUCUAUGGCGCCCUCUACAGGGGAAUACUUGCAGUACAUUUAUGGAACUAGCAGUCCCAUCUACUUGCUGGUUUUUGCAAUCAGCACUGUUUUAUUUUUGUGUUUACUACUUGUCAUGUGCUCAUUUUUCAGAAGCUUGAAGAAAAACCAAGUUAAUAUUUCUGCCACAGAAAAAUCAAGGUCCAUGUCUGAUAUCAUAAAAAUGACUAAUCGUUUUUCAUUCAAAAAUAAUGAAGCAGAGAAUGGAGUAAUCACAAAAGGGGUCUUUUUAAACAAUGGAGCUGAAAAAGAAACCAAAAUGCAGAAUGAAGUUGAGACACCUAAUCCCACUAUAUUGGCUAAUGGUGCUGCUGGUAUGGAAAAAAUGUCAACUACCAAUCAGCAUAUAGAAGCAAAUAAUAAUGUAUCAAUUCAUAGAGAGCUUCCACUGCCACCAGAGAGUAACAUAAACACUGAAAUUGAAGAUCCUUUGUAUGAUAUAGUAAAUGCAUCUACCAACUCACCCAAGCAAGAGGGGGAAAAAAUAUCAAGAAAGUCACCUAAUGAAGUUCAGAAUAUAAUAAGUAAAAACAAAGAAAAUGAAAACUUAAUCAAUGAAGAUACAACUAAUCACAACAAUACCAGCUGCACCAUAUUGGUUAAUGAUGCAGCUGGUACAGAGAAAAUGUCAUCAAUAGAGUGUCGUGCUAAUAUCAUAACCAUUGAAGAACCUUUGUAUGAUACAGUAAAUGAACCUACUAACCCACCCAAGCUCAAGGAAAAAACAAUAUUAAUAGAAACACCUAAUGAAGUUCAGAACAUAAGUGAAAACAAAGAAAUUGAAAACAUAAUAAAUGGAGAUGUGACAACCAAUCAAAAAAAUGUCAGUUCUCCUAUUUACUCUGUUGUAUACAGAACAAAAACAAAAAAACAAAACUCUCCCAUUGAACAAAAUAAUAUUAAUAGUCACGGAGAAAAUAGCAAUUCUGAGUUGUUGCAUAUGGGUGGAACAGCUCCCCAUACAGAGGAAGAAAAUCAAAGUAACAGAAGUUCAAUGAAUGUGUCUGAGAAAACCUUGACUCAAGCCCAGGACACUUUAACAAGUAACACAGAAACUCUAACGACAAUGUAUAACAGAGCCAAGCAGAGGAAACGGAAUUCUAUUAAUUCACAAAAAAAAUCUGCCACAACAGAUGUAAUAAUAAGUGAAAUCGAAGACCCCCCACCAAUUCCAGAAAAACAGUUUGAUGUAGAGUGCGAGUUGCAAGCACCUGAGAUCAAGAUUUAUGAAGAAGUGAAUACUUCGGAACCACAAUGAAAGACAGGAUAAGCACUUACUCCUUGAUAAAGUGGCGCUCAAGCCGGCAAUGUUUACUUGAGAGAGAUCGCUAUCAACCAUUCUUUGUCAAUGGACAACAACCAUGAGUUUCCAGAAUACACAUCAUGGAUGUUAAAAAGCCUGGUCUUAUAACUCAUAUAUUGGUUGGACUAAAACAGAUGGUGUAGACGUCCUUGCCACCUUAAUGGACUGAAUUGUAAGCUAUAUUUUAAUUGCAGAAUUUGUCUGUCAAAGGACAAGAUGUCUCAUGACAUAUACGUUAUGAGUGAUGAAUAACCGUCCCUGGAUGAUAUAUCUUUAUAGAAAAGACAGUGUAAAGAUGUUGUUUUAUAAAGAAUACAACCUGACUGAUUAGUUGUUUUUUUUUUGGGGGGGGGGGGGGGUUUCACACAGUCUGGAAACAGAUAGUUUUUUCUUAUAUGGGGUAGUAUGCUUUAAGGGACCCAAUAUGAUUCAGAAAGAGAAUACUAUUUUAAACAACAUUCCAAUUUACUUCUAUUAUUUAAUUUGCAUUCUUCUUCUUAUAUCCUUUGUUGUAAAAAUAGCAAUGUACAUGAGUGAGCCUAUCACACGAGGCAUCUAUAUGCAGCCUCCAAUCAGCAGCUACUGAGCCUAUUUAGAUAUGCUUUUCAACAAAGUAUAUUGAGAUUGAGGCAAAUUAGAUAAUAAAGGAAAUAUAAACAAUGAGGAGUAACCAGAGGAUUCCAAAAGUCUCAUUAAUUCAAAGCGAAGCAAGACAAAGUCUGGAAUUUGUAGAGAGUCCUAGUUUCAGUGCAGUGCUAGUUAGUCCAGGACUGGAGUAAAAUAUCAAUCAAAAGUGUCCUUAAGCCUUGCCCCCAUACCUCCGCUUCUGCCUAUAUGUAUAUAGCACUUGGAGAUAGACAGUGUAGUCUGGAGCCGUUCAGGUGAGUAAACCUCCACGGUGCCGAAUCCGUCUGCUCAAAUGUGCUGGUAUCCUAAGUGUCACAUGGACCCCUGUCCUGGAUCAGCUCCAAAUGAGUGAUAAGACCCCUCUGAAGCCGAUCCAGUCUGUGGUACCGUGGUUUGGCGUCCCGAUCCUCGGUGGGCGUGUUCCCAGUUGGGUAGCUUCCUGGUCCGUCACCAGUGAAGCUGUAGACGAUAGGCUAUUGGGAGGAGGAAGGGAAGAGGGCACCUCAAGUAGAGGAAAAGUUAUAUUUAGCGUAAUAUAAACAGUAUUUCCAACCAUGAUGGAAUGCAAACAAGUAACAGCCUCUGAUGUAACCCCAGUUACACAAGAUUCUGUGAUCCAACGUGACUCCUUUCGUUACUUGUUUGCAAAUUAGAUUACAGACAUAAAUUUAUUAUUAUCAUUUAUUUGUAUAGCGCCACCAAAUUCUGUAGCCCUGGAUUUAAAAGUUGUUUAAAAUUGCAUACUUUUUCUAAAUCAAGAAAUUUAAAAAUUUGGUGUUAAUUUCCCUUUAAAGGGACACUGAACCCAAAUUUUUUCUUUCAUGAUUCAGAUAGAGCAUGUAAUUGUAAGCAACUUUCUAAUUUACUUCUAUUAUCAAUUUUUCUUCAUUCUCUUGCUAUCUUUAUUUGAAAAGAAGGCAUCUCAGCUAAGGAGCCAGUACAUUUUGGGAUCAGAAACAUGGACAGCACUUGUUAGGACAACCCAGGUUGUUCACCUAAAAUGGGCUGGCAUCUAAACUUACAUUCCUGCUUUUCAAAUAAACAUACCAAGAAAAUGAAGACAAUUUGAUAAUAGGAGUAAAUUAGAAUUGCAUGAUCUAUCUGAAUCAGAAAAUAUUUUUUUUGGCUUCACUGUUCCUUUAAGCAAAUAUAAACUCAAGCUAUCAACAGAACAUUAUUUGGCAAUUAAGUUUGGGCAUAAAUAUAAUAACCCCUGAAUAAUAAGCACACACUCUAUCCUUAAAACAACAACAACAUGCAUAUGUAUUUUCUUUAUUUAUUUUUUAAUAUUCCAGAAUUUACUGUACAUAAAACUCUAAUGUGGUAAUUACAUAUGUUGGUAGGGAAAUUUCCAUUCUGUUUGAUAAAAAGUGCAAAUGUAUUAAAUAUUAAUAUAUUUUUCUUAUCAAAGCAACUAUUUUCAAGGCAUUGCGUGUUAUCUAUUUUUUUUAUAGAAAUUUAAAUAAGAACAAAUUGACACACUUGCUGUUUUAUUUUUGUAAAUAAAGAUGUGUUCUUUAAUGUACCUACUAUUAACACUGCUAAUACAGUUCACAAGGAUAUAAUAUUUAGUGAGAAAUUCUGCAAAAUCUUGGGUUUACUUUUUUGAGUGUUAUAUUGUAAUGUAAGGUGUCUCCUUCACACCCAGAACACUGCAUAGGUAGAGAAAAAGGUCUCAAGUGAAAAAUGUUAUAUUUUAAUAUAAUAUCAGCACAUUUGUUACCUGCACAAAAACGCAAGUGGCAUUAUGCUUGGUCUCUAGUAGACUAUUGCUGUUUUUCAGAGGUGACAAUACAGCACUAUCCUGAUAUAAUGGCUAUUGUGCCUAGUCAGACUCUACUGAAAUAAAAUAAAAAUAAAAACACUUGGUAGAAAACCUAACAUAAGUAAUGAUGUAUAUAAAAUCUAGAUACAAAAGGCUAUUUCAUCACUACCUUCCAAUCCUCUCUGAGCCCAAGUGUGAACUAGUUAAUAAAGCUCUUUAGCCAAAAUGUAUAAUUGUAUUUUUAUUUUUAUUCAGCGCUAUAUUAUUAUAUUUUAAAUGUUAUUGUUUGUGAUAGUUUAUCUGUAACACAAAUUAUUUAAUUAAAAGGAAGCUUUCACCAAAUUAUAA